AUGGUCUCACGCCCUCCUUUUGCCUUGUUGUGUUUGCAGCCGGUGGUCCAUAUUGGGUGGGUGAGCUGCAGCCUGACAGUGGCCCCAGUCAGAGGGAAAUGGAUUCACAUUGACUCUACCCUCAAGGCCACAUUGUAGGAUCUCUUCCUCCUUUGAGCCAGGAGGGCAUUAUUGGGGAAACUCUUAGUCGCUGCCCAGGUUGACCCCAUUUCCUCUCCUCCCUGCAGGUGCACGACUUAGAUCCAAAUACGUGGAAGAACGUGGAAGUUGUCCACAUUGACAUUGCUGACAGGAGCCAAGUCGAGCCUGGAGUAAGUGGUCACACAACUCAGGGUGCUGCAGGCACUUCUGGUGGGGUUAAUCACAUGGGCCUGUGGAAGGCUUUUUUUUCCUGGAUCAGUGCCUUCAUUGAAACUUUUUGCUGUUUUUGUGCUAGUCCACCUGCCCUGCUUGGCCUGGCAUCUGCUGUAUUUGAAGGGCAGAAGCACCUCUAGCCUUGUUUCUGUCCCUUCCUCCCCCAGGCCUCACAGAGACCAGCAGUGGGGUGGGGGUGGAGAUUCUCCAGCAUUUUCCCUCCAUGUCCUUGCACUGUGUUGAGGGGGGGGAAUGCAUUCAGGUGCCUUCUUAGCUUGCAAAUGUGCCUCUUCCCUCCCCCCCCCAUGCCCAUUGUAAUAUGGGCUGAGGGAAGGGGAAGGAGUGUUCCUUUCUGAGUGCCAAGGACAAUGUCACCACAGCAGACGAAGAAGAGAGGCCAUUAAAGGCGAGGUAAAUGGAGGCAGAAGCAGCCAGGUCUUUUUGGGGGGGGCUACUGGGACACCCACAGCACCAAAGGUGGGAACACCUCUGCAGAACAGAUUUUUAAAAAAAUUUAAUUGUUGAAAUGUUGGGAGUGCACAAGAGCUCUUCGGCGAUGGGAUCCAGGCUGCAGGUUAGCUGCUUCAGCUGUAGAGUGAGUGAAUGAUCCAUGUGCAGAACAACGUAGUACAGUUGUACCUUGGUUUUUGAACAGCUUAGUUCACAAACCACUUGGAAUUCAAACACCGCAAACCUGGAAGUAGGUGUUCCGGUUUGCAAACUUUGCCUUGGAAGCCGAACGUCCGGCGCGGCUUCCAAUUGGCUGCAGGACGUUCCUGCACCCAAUCGGAAGCCGCACUUUGGUUUCCGAACAUUUUGGAAGUCAAACGGACUUCAGGAAUGCAUUCUUUUUGAAAACCAAGGUUCGACUGUACUGUAAUCCUGAACAGCUCUCCCCACUCCUCCUCCUCGCUCUGUGUUGCAUUUAACACAGUUAACUCCUUUCUGAACGCUCCAAAUGAAUUAUAGGAACCGCUCGCAAAAGUGAGGAAUGAUGACAGCCCCCAUUUUCCCUCUGCAAUUUGUCCCUACUUGGUAGUUGGAGGACUCGUGCAUCCCAGUUGUGCUGUCCUAGCUCUACUUCAAGGUCUGGAAGCGUUUGACCUUGGAAGGGCUUGCAGUUCCUGCACAGAAUUGGGCCAUCACACCCCACUGCUCAGACCUCUCUUUGCUGGGCUUCUCUCUCCUCUUUUCAUCAGGCUUAACCUUUGAAGCGACUUUUUUGUUCUUUUUGUUUCAGCACGGUCCGUGGAAUGUUUUGCAACACUUGUCAUAUUUUGCCUUUCAAGUUCCUAUGUUGGUUUGGAAAGGGGAUCUCUCAGCAGUAAAGGCCCUUCCUGUUGCUUCCCCCCAUCCCCGGCCCCGGAGUGUUUUUGUAGUAGAAAGUGCUCUUUGCUCUCGGAAUCAGGCCGCAGCCUGGCUAUUCUUGGUGCUGCAGACUUGGCUGAAAAGUGGGCAGAUAACCCUGUGAGGGGAGCACAGGGAUUUUUUUUGCUCUCCAGCUGCUCAUGUGCUGCUCAUGUUAUGCUUAGCAUUCGGCCUUCGACUUGAGUGAACCUUGGCCAAACCAUCUUUGCAAGGCGGUGCCUUUUGUUCCAAGGCUCUAAUCAAUGAGCAGCUGGCCCCAAGCUCUGUGUGCUCUUGAAGGUCCUAAUGAAACUCAGAUGCCAGCUCUUUGCCUCUCCAAAUGUAUACAAAUGGUUCAUUUGACAUCUGCUGCUUUCUUAAGGUAUAAAUGGAAAGCUGGCCCCUUCUAAUCAUCUCCAGAGGUUUGUCUAAGCAGUUUUACGUGAUUUGUAUACAAAAGUCACUUCCCAAGAGAGGAGGAAUCUUUUAAAGUGUAAGCAGAAGGAGACACACAAUUAACUACAGAAAGGCCUCUGCUUUUGGAAGUGAUUUGGAAGAAAAUGAGCAGAGUGAAAACCCAGAAAUUGAAAUCAGCUUCUUGCCUUUCCUCUGUGCCCAGGGCUGGGGGUUCUCUUGCUUGCCCCCUCUUCUGCCCAGGCCCAGGCCAGCUUCCUGGCACCAUCUCCUUGGCUUUCCGUCUGGCAAGGGACCUGGGCCACAAGUUCAGGCCCAUCCAUGAUGGUUCAGUCACUUGCAUCACCUCCCUGUCAGUGUCUUGGCUUCCCUCGCCAUCCUAGGGCUGCCAUCCUGAUUGGAUGGAGGAGGACCUCCAAGGAAGCUCUGCCCUCAGGGCACUGUCAUCUUAGCUAGCCUAUUUAUCUGGACCACCCCUUUGGGUCUUCAUUCAGCAAGCCAGCCUCAUUGCGUCUUGCAUGUGAACCAUGAGCUACUGCUGCAGCUUCCAGGGUGUGGGGGUUGAAAUGCACAAAGUGGGGAGCGUCUUCCAACAGUUUCCUUCCCUUGGCAACAGGCUUGUGGAGAGGAAGAAGGAGCAGCAGCAGCAGCACCCCCAGACACCAGAGCACGAACCACUGCCUGCCUUUCCUGAACUCCCUCCUGGGCAGUUGGCUAAAGGGCUAGCAAGGAUCACCUUGAUCCCUGCAGGGCUCCUUCCUUGGUGGUCUCUACAGCUCAUGGGAACCCCCUUGGCAGGACGGUCAAGAGCCCUGGCUGUUGUUCCACCUCCACGUGCUGCCCCUGCUGUUUUCCCCACGCAGACACACGCUGUGACAGGAUCCUCCAUCUGCCUCCCUCCACGCUGACUUGCAUAUUGAGUGAAUCUUUUGAAUGUGCUUCCUCUUGUUUUAACAUUCCUGCUAAUUUAGUUUUAAUACAUGAAAUUAGGUUAAGAGAAGUGAGGAGCUGCAAUCUUGCUGGAGGCGCCUGCUGUGGUUUGACAUGAAGCCACGGCUGACUCUGGUUCCAGCACUUUUUAAUGCUGUUCUUGAAAGGGCUCAUUAGCAUAUAUAUAUAUAUAUAUAUGUAUAUAUAUAUAUAUAUAUAUAUAAUGCAGCGGUUGUUGUGGAAAGUGCUUCUGAGUGAACUGACAGUCUCUCUAACAAUAUGGAGAGCAGGAUUUUUCACAUUAAAUGAAAACAUAUUGGAGAGAACAAGCCAUUCCCAUAACCUUGAAAUAUCACUGGGGCUCACCAGAGUUGCUCAGUAUGCUUUUGGUUGUAAAAAUGUUUUGCCAGCAGUUGGGAAUCACCAUCCUAGAGAAAAGGUGAAUCCAACUGUGACAGCCUUCCAAAGGAUCUGUAAAACUGCAGCAAGUCAAGCCCACUCCCCUUUCUAGGGAGCAGAAGCAAAGGGCAGCCGAUUGACUCACGUUCCUGCCUGUCACGCCACAAAGGGGAUAGUGUCCCCAUUCUGCCCACCUGCCUACACACCAACACCCCCACAAAGCUGCCUGUGGGUGGGGUUUCCCCUUUCUUCCUUGCUCCCCUUCUCCUUGUGCCCUCAAUCUUUCCCAACAUCAGGGUCUUUUCCAGGGAGUCUUCUCCUCUCAUGAGGUGGCCAAAGUAUUGGAGCCUCAGCUUCACAAUCUGUCCUUCCAGUGAGCACUCAGGGCUGAUUUCCUUAACAAUGGAUCGGUUUGAUCUUCUUGCAGUCCAUGGGACUCUCAAGAGUCUCCUCCAGCACCAUAAUUCAAAAGCAUCAAUUCUUCGGCGAUCAGCCUUCUUUAUGGUCCAGCUCUCACUUCCAUACAUCACUACUGGGAAAACCAUGGCUUUAACUAUAUGGACCUUUUUGGCAAGGUGAUGUUGGCAAACUGUCUAAGUUUGCCAUCGCCUUUCUCUCAAGGAGCAGGCGUCUUUUAAUUUCGUGACUGCUGUCACCAUCUGCCGUGAUCAUGGAGCCCAAGAAAGUAAAAUCUCUCACUACCUCCAUUUCUUUCCCUUCUAUUUGCCAGGAGGUGAUGGGACCAGUGGCCAUGAUCUUCAUUUUUUUGAUGUUGAGCUUCAAAUCAUAUUUUGUGCUCUCCUCUUUCACCCUUAAUAAAAGGUUCUUUAAUUCCUCCUCACUUUCUGCCAUCAAGGUUGUGUCAUCUGCAUAUCUGAGGUUGUUGAUAUUUCUUCCGGCAAUCUUAAUUCCAGCUUGGGAUUCAUCCAGCCCAGCCUUUCGCAUGAUGAAUUCUGCAUAUACGUUAAAUAAGCAGGGAGACAAUAUACAGCCUUGCCGUACUCCUUUCCCAAUUUUGAACCAAUCAGUUGUUCCAUAUCCAGUUCUAACUAGCUUCUUGUCCCACAUAGAGAUUUCUCAGGAGACAGAUGAGGUGAUCAGGCACUCCCAUUUCUUUAAGAACUUGCCAUAGUUUGCUGUGGUCGACACAGUCAAAGACUUUUGCAUAGUCAAUGAAGCAGAAGUAGAUGUCUUUCUGGAACUCUCUAGCUUUCUCCAUAUUCCAGCGUAUGUUUGCAAUUUGGUCUCUGGUUCCUCUGCCCCUUUGAAAUCCAGCUUGCACUUCUGGGAGUUCUCGGUCCACAUACUUCUUAAGCCUGCCUUGUAGAAUUUUAAGCGUAACCUUUCUAGCGUGUGAAAUGAGUGCAGUUGUGCGGUAGUUGGAGCAUUCUUUGGCAGUGCCCUUCUUUGGGAUUGGGAUGUAGACUGCUCUUCUCCAAUCCUCUGGCCACUGCUGAGUUUUCCAAACUUGUUGGCAUAUUGAGUGUAGCACCUUAACAGCAUCAUCGUUUAAAAUUUUAAAUAGUUCAGCUGGAAUAUCAUCACUUCCACUAGCCCUGUUAUUAGCAGUGCUUUCUAAGGCCCAUUUGACUUCACUCUCCAGGAUGUCUGGCUCAAGGUCAGCAACCACACUACCUGGGGUGUACGAGACAUCCAUUUUUUUCUGGUAUAAUUCCUCUGUGUAUUCUUGCCACCUCUUCUUGAUGUCUUCUGCUUCUGUUAGGUCCUUUCCACUUUUGUCUUUUAUUAUGGUAAUCUUUGUACGAAAUGUUCCUUUCAUAUUUCCAAUUUUCUUGAACAGAUCUCUGGUUUUUCCCUUUCUAUUGUUUUCCUCUAUUUCUUUGCAUUGCUCGUUUAAGAAGGCCUUCUUGUCUCUUCUUGCUAUUCUUUGGAAAUCUGCAUUCAAUUUCCUGUAUCUUUCACUAUCUCCCUUGCACUUUGCUUGCCUUCUCUCCCCCACUAUUUGUAAGGCCUUGUUGGACAGCCACUUUGCUUUCUUGCAUUUCCUUUUCAUAGAAUCAUAGAAUCAUAGAGUUGGAAGAGACCACAAGGGCCAUCGAGUCCAACCCCCUGCCAAGCAGGAAACACCAUCAGAGCACUCCUGACAUAUGGUUGUCAAGCCUCUGCUUAAAGACCUCCAAAGAAGGAGACUCCACCACACUCCUUGGCAGCAAAUUCCACUGUCGAACAGCUCUUACUGUCAGGAAGUUCUUCCUAAUGUUUAGGUGGAAUCUUCUUUCUUGUAGUUUGGAUCCAUUGCUCCGUGUCCGCUUCUCUGGAGCAGCAGAAAACAACCUUUCUCCCUCCUCUAUGUGACAUCCUUUUAUAUAUUUGAACAUGGCUAUCAUAUCACCCCUUAACCUCCUCUUCUCCAGGCUAAACAUGCCCAGCUCCCUUAGCCGUUCCUCAUAAGGCAUCGUUUCCAGGCCUUUGACCAUUUUGGUUGCCCUCCUCUGGACACGUUCCAGUUUGUCCUUCUUGAACUGUGGUGCCCAGAACUGGACACAGUACUCCAGGUGAGGUCUGACCAGAGCAGAAUACAGUGGCACUAUUACUUCCCUUGAUCUAGAUGCUAUACUCCUAUUGAUGCAGCCCAGAAUUGCAUUGGCCUUUUUAGCUGCCGCGUCACACUGUUGGCUCAUGUCAAGUUUGUGGUCAACCAAGACUCCUAGAUCCUUUUCACAUGUACUGCUCUCAAGCCAGGUGUCACCCAUCUUGUAUUUGUGCCUCUCAUUUUUUUGCCCAAGUGCAAGACUUUACAUUUCUCCCUGUUAAAAUUCAUCUUGUUUGUUUUGGCCCAGUUCUCUAAUCUGUCAAGGUCGUUUUGAAGUGUGAUCCUGUCCUCUGGGGUGUUAGCCACCCCUCCCAGUUUGGUGUCAUCUGCAAAUUUGAUCAGGAUGCCCUUGAGUCCAUCAUCCAAGUCGUUGAUAAAGAUGUUGAAUAAGACCGGGCCCAAGACAGAACCCUGUGGCACCCCACUAGUCACUCUUCUCCAGGAUGAAGAGGAACCAUUGAUGAGCACCCUUUGGGUUCGGUCAGUCAGCCAGUUACAAAUCCACUGAGUGGUAGCAUAGUCAAGACCGCAUUUUACCAGCUUCUUUACAAGAAUAUCAUGGGGCACCUUGUCAAAUGCCUUGCUGAAAUCAAGGUAGGCUACAUCCACUGUGUUCCCUUCAUCUACCAGGCUUGUAAUUCUGUCAAGAAACGAGAUCAGGUUAGUCUGACAUGACUUAUUUUUCAGAAAUCCAUGCUGACUAUUGGUGAUCACAGCAUUCCUUUCUAGGUGCUCACAGACUGUUUGCUUAAUGAUCUGCUCCAGAAUCUUCCCUGGUAUUGAUGUCAGACUGACCUUCUUUGGUGUCAUUUCUAUAAGGUGUUGUAAGUCUUCAUAGAAUUGGUCAAUUUCAGUUUCUUCAGCACCAGUGGUUGGUGCAUAAACUUGGAUUACUGUGAUGUUAAAAGGUCUGCCUUGGAUUCAUAUCAAGAUCAUUCUAUCAUUUUUGAGAUUGCAUCCCAGUACAGCUUUUGCCACUCUUUUGUUGACUAUGAGGGCCACUCCAUUUCUUUUACGGGUUUCUUGCCCACAGUAGUAGAUAUGAUGGUCAUCCGAACUGAAUUCGCCCAUUCCCAUCCAUUUUAGUUCACUGAUGCCCAGGAUGUCAAUAUUUAUUCUUGCCAUCUCAUUUUUGACCACAUCCAACUUACCCAGGUUCAUGGUUCUUACAUUCCAGGUUUCUAUGCAAUAUUUUUCUUUACAGCAUUGGACUUUCCUUUCGCUUCCAGGCAUAUCCGCAACUGAGCAUCCUUUCGGCUUUGGCCCAGCCGCUUCAUCAGCUCUGAAUCUACUUGUCCUCCGCUCUUCCUCAGUAGCAUGUUGGACGCCUUCCGACCUGAGGGGCUCAUCUUCCAGUGUCAUAACUUUUAUAUGCCUGUUGCCUUUGUCCAUGGAGUUUUCUUGGCAGGGAUACUGGAGUGGCUUGCCGGUUCCUACUCCAGGUGGAUCACAUUUGGUCAAAACUCUCCACUAUGACCUGUCCAUCUUGGGUGGCCCUGCACGGCAUAGCUCAUAGCUUCUCUGAGUUAUUCAAGCCCCUUCGCCACGGCAAGGCAGUGAUCCAUGAAGGGGACAACAACAGUUAAAGGCCUUUUUUUGCCACAAAAAUGGCCUUCAAAAUAGCUGCAAUACAAAUCAGAAUUGUAGAGUUGGAGGGGACCCCAAGGGUCAUCUAGUCCAACCCCCUGCAAUGCAGGAAUCUCAACUAAAGCAUCCAUGACAGACGACCCUCCAACCUCUGAUUAAAAACUUCCAAGGAAGGAGAGUCCACCACCUCUUGUGGACGUCCGUUCCACUGUCAAACAGAUCUUAGUUUCAGAAAGUUUUUCCUGAUGUUUAGUGAGAAUCUCCUUUCUUGUACCUUGAAGGCAUUGGUUCGAGUCCUCCCCUCUAGAGCAGGAGAAAACAAGCUUGCUCCCUCUUCCAUGUGACAGCCCUUGACAUAUUUGAAGAUGACUAUCAUGUUUCCUCAGUUUCCUCUUUACCAGGCUAAAUAUACCCAAUUCCCUCAAAUGUUCCUCAUAAAACUUGGUUUCCAGACCCUUGAUCAUCUUGGUCACCCUCCUCUGCACACCUUCCGGCUUUUUAAAUUGUGGUGCCCAGAACUGGACACAGUCCUCCAGGUGUGGUCUGACUAAGGCAGAAUAGAGUCAAACUAUUAGUUCUCUUCAUUUGGACACUAUACUUCUGCUGAUACACCAAAGAAUGACAUUAGAUUUUUCCACUGUUGCAUCACACUGUUGGCUCAUGUUAAUCUUGUGGUCCACCAAAACCCCUAGAUUCUUUCCACAAUCCAGGUGUCCCCCAUCUUAUAUUUGUGCAGAUAGUUCUUCCCGCCUCAGUGUAAAACCUUACAUUUGUUUCUAUUGGAAUUAAUUUUGUUAGUUUGGGCCCAGUUCUCCCAGUUUAAUCUGUUAAAGUCAUAUUAAAUCCAGAUUCUGCUUUCUGCGACAUUAGCUAACCCUCCCAACUUGGUGUCAUCUGCACAUUUGAUGUGCGUUCCCUGAAUUCCUUUCUCCAAGUUGUUGAACAACAAAGGGCCCAGAAUUGAACCCUGUGUCACCCCACCUGUCCCUUUUUUCCAGGAUGAUGAGGAACCAUUAGUGAACACUCCUUAGGUUUGGUCAGCCAACCAGAUACAAACUGAGGUAUCAUGGGGGACUUGUCAGAAGCUUUACUAAAAUCAAGAUGCAUUAGGUCCUCAGCAUUCCCCUGAUCCACCAAGCUUCUACCUCAUCAAAAGAAGAAAUGAGAUUCGCCUGGCAUGAUUUGUUCUUGAGAAACCCAUGUUGGGUCUUAGUAAUCACAGGGCUCACAGAUCAACUGUUGAAUUAUCGGUUCUAGGACCUUUUCUGGUAUCUGCAUCAAGCUGACUGGUUGGUACUUACCUGUGUCUUCCUCCACCACCACCCCCUUUUGAAGAUGGGGGCAACAUUUACUCGUUUCCAGUCCACAGGGACCUCACCUGUUCUCCAAGAAUUCUAAAUAAUUAUAGACAGAAGCUCUGAGAUUACAUCUGCAAGCUCUUUUAGUACCUGUGGGUGCACCUCAUCAGGCCCCGGAGAUUUGAGUUCAUUUAAAGAAGCCUAGUGUUUCCUUAGCACCUCUUUUCCUAUCUUGGGCUGCAGCUCCCUCCUGGCAUCGUUUACUCUGUUAUCUCCAGGCAUAGGUGCCAACUCCUAGGGGCCAUUGGAAGUGGCUUAAGUGCUGCUCUGCUGCCCAGGAGGGAGGCCUGCCCACAAGAUGGUGCUCUCGUUGCCGGGCAAAGGAGGAGGAAUAUGAAACAACCAGCCAUUGAAGAUUUGCCUGGGCUGUACUGGUUUGAUAAUGAGAUGAAGAGUCUGUAGUUGGUGGCAAGGAGAAGGCAACUGCUCAGCCACGUCUCUCUCCCAUUCCCCAAUAGCCUCCGAGUUGGCUCUGCUGGUCAGUUGCUUCUCUGUAACUCAGAAUUAGAGCUGAUGUGAUGUUUGCUCUGUGCUGUAGUUGUUGGACGCAGAAGGAAAAAAUACAUACCAAGAGUGAUUGUGACAAUUGCACAGGAAUCCCUUGGCUUCAACUGACUUAAGGCCAAGGUCCCAACUUGCACCUGGCCAGAGCCUGGCGUGUGCACCUAGAGCUGGGAGCAAAUGCCGAGGGAGGGCAGCAGAACUCCCAUCUUCCAAAACUGCUAAUGGAGCAUUUUGCUUUCUCUGGUAUCCAUGGGAUUGAUUCUUGCAUACCUGUUCAUCAUCCUGAUGGGGGCAGGGUGGGGGGGUCCCAGAGGCUGGACAGUCUUCCAUUCUGUUGGUCAUAUGUCUGGACACGGAUUUUUAAAGCCUGCUCACCCACUGGCAUAAACAAGUCCAAAAUUCUCUCCCUCAACAAUAGAUGUGACCAUCUGUGAUUUCAGUGUCGGGGGUGGGGGGGACAAGACUUUUUUUGGAAUGUGUUCACUUGCUGCUAUCCUUGCUAUCCUUCAGGCAUCAAGUGAAGUCCAAACUUUUAAAUGGACUUAGGAUUCCUUAAUGAGGCUUCCUAAAUAAAUAAAGAACACCUGUGUGUAGAGAUAUUGAUGGAAGACGCAUUGGGAAGUCAGCUUAAGGGCGAGUCUUCUGGAAAAGUGGCCAGUAUUGUGUUAAAUUCCCCUUUUUAGGGGAAUUAGCUGCUGCUAAAUCAGGGGUCAGCAACCUUUUUCAGCUGUGGACUGAAAUGUAGCUAAAGCGGGCCUCUGGAAUUGGCCCAUUCUGGGGUGGCAUCACAGUUAUACCAGGAAGGUGUUGAUUCCCAGCAGUGUGUGAGGCUUUCUUCUUUUCUUCCCCUUGCAAGUUCAUCACAAUUUCCCCAGCUGUAUUUUUUUAUUGUUAGGCAAGGCGGUGCUAAUGUUCUAACGAGAUUUCACACCUUGGCUGGUAAAGUGGCCAAUUAGAUGUGGGGGUUGCAUGCUUAACCCUACGCCCCAACCAAGUGGGCUCAGUUUUGAAAUCAUCUUCAUGAUGUUGUCCAGGGGUCAGCAAACUUUUUCAGCAAGGGGCCGAUCCGCUGUCCCUCAGACCUUGUGGGGGGCCGGACUAUUUUUUUUGGGGGGGAGAAUGAAUUCCUAUGCCCCACAAAUAACCCAGAGAUGCAUUUUAAGUAAAAGGACACAUUCUACUCAUGUAAAAACACCCUGAUUCCCCGGACCCGUCUGCGGGCCGGAUUUAGAAGGCAGUUGGGCCACAUCUGGCCCCUGGACCUUAGGUUGCCCACCCCUGUACUAAAUGAACAGAACACAGCUAUACUCUCCUUUAUUCUACAGCUUCUGUGGCUCCUACUUGAUUGUUUUUUGGCAAUGAAAAAUGCUGCCUGAGUGCCCCCCCCAAAAAAAACCCCAUCCUAAUUCCUCAUUGGGCUUUUGAUUUCACAGGACUACAAAGCUGAUGAGGACCCAGCCUUGUUCCAGUCAGUCAAGACCAAGAGAGGCCCUUUGGGACCUAACUGGAAGGUAAUACUAUUUGACUUUUCUGUCCUAAUCAACAGAAAAAGUCGACGCGGAAUAGCUCUUGAGCAGGGAUUGCCAACCCAGCACCCACAAGCGCUGUGGUCCUUUGGUGCCCCCAGGAUGAACCAUAAUUCGUAAAUUCCCAGCUUUUGUUUUAAAAAAGUCUCUAGCCUUUUUUAGAACCAGAUAUACGAAAUAAAACAUAUAGACUAUUACUGUUUUGGGGGGUUGAGAAUCUAGCCUGCUGUACCUUUUCAGGGUUUUGCUUUGUGCCCCUCCCUCUGAGUCACCCCCUUUGGCCACGAGUGUGAGAGAGGGAGAGGUGUGCAUCUGUUUGGUAUGUUUGUGAGAGAAGGACAAGAGCAAGUGUCUGGGUAGUUUGGGGGGGGAGUGGGGGGAGGCAUGUCUGAAUAGGUGGACUGUGAGAGUGAGGCACAGGUGUACAGGUGAAGCAUUUGCCCUUGAGUGAGAGGCAUGUUUGCCUGUGGUCUGUGUCUGGGCGAGGGAGGGAGGGAGGGAGGGAUUUUUCUCCUGGCUGUGGCUUGAGGCCUGAAUUGGGGCGUUGUAGGCAUAGAUCUCUUAAAGCUCCCUUCUCGUGUGAAUGGGUGAGAGUCAAGGCAAAACUGGCAUGUUAGUUUUCUAUCAUAGUCAUAGAAUCAUAGAAUCAUAGAGUUGGAAGAGACCACAAGGGCCGUCGAGUCCAACCCCCUGCAAAGCAGGAAACACCAUCAGAGCACUCCUGACAUAUGGUUGUCAAGCCUCUGCUUAAAGACCUCCAAAGAAGGAGACUCCACCACACUCCUUGGCAGCAAAUUCCACUGUCGAACAGCCAUUACUGUCAGGAAGUUCUUCCUAAUGUUUAGGUGGAAUCUUCUUUCUUGUAGUUUGGAUCCAUUGCUCCGUGUCCGCUUCUCUGGAGCAGCAGAAAACAACCUUUCUCCCUCCUCUAUGUGACAUCCUUUUAUAUAUUUGAACAUAGCUAUCAUAUCACCCCUUAACCUCCUCUUCUCCAGGCUAAACAUGCCCAGCUCCCUUAGCCAUUCCUCAUAAGGCAUCAUUUCCAGGCCUUUGACCAUUUUGGUUGCCCUCCUCUGGACACGUUCCAGUUUGUCAGUGUCCUUCUUGAACUGUGGUGCCCAGAACUGGACACAGUACUCCAGGUGAGGUCUGACCAGAGCAGAAUACAGUGGCACUAUUACUUCCCUUGAUCUAGAUGCUAUACUCCUAUUGAUGAGGCCCAGAAUUGCAUUGGCUUUUUUAGCUGCCGCGAUUUUUGAAGCAUUCAGCAUCCUAAUUAAUCCUAACUGCUUCCUAUUAAUCUGCAACCACAGCAGGUAAACAUGCUGGUUGCCUUUAAACUAUUUAAACCUUGAAUCUUCUUUGCAUGUGGAAUGUCUGAAGUUUGAUGCCCAGGGGCAUCUCAAGGCGGGCGGGGGAGAGACUCCCUCCUCGGAAACCCUGGAGAACCAUGGCUGCCGUUCCGUGGAGGCAAUACUGAGCUAGAAGGGUCUGACUUGGCACAAGGCAGCUUCCUGUGUUCCUAUGAGAACAGGGAUCCUGUGAAUAUUAAAUCUCUUUUGAGCCUUCUUUUGAUAUGAAAUGGCACACCUGCUCUUGAGCUGAAUGUAGCAUUGAUAAAAUAUCGGUUCAUUUAUUCUGGCUCUUUGCUGCCCUCGCCUCUUCCGGGGCACCAGCAUUUCUUGCUGUGUGGUAGGAUAUUGCCCAGCCUCCCCCAGCCUCCCUAUCAGCCCUUUUCUCUGAGGAGGGUGACUGGCCUGUGUGUGAAAAUGUGCACCAGCUAGAACUGCAUUGCACAGCCAUGUUGGAAGGAAGACUGCCCACUGGGCCAGAGGCCUCCUGGGUGCAUCUUAAUCAGCCAUCGAAAAGCACUGACAGUGAGGGCCCAAAGCAGCCUUGGAGAGGAAGUCCUGUUCCAUAGAAAUUGUGGCUUGAUUUUUUAGUAGGGAUGACUUCAAGGUAAGACACUUCAAUUCAGUUACCAGAGUCUGCCUGAUGCCUGUCAAACAGAAACGCCCCACUCACCUUCUUCUUUUGCUUCUCUGCAAACAGAAGGAGUUGUCUGCUGAUGGAGACUGUCCGAAAAUGUGUGCUUACAAGCUGGUGACAAUCAAGUUUAAGUGGUGGGGACUGCAGAACAAAAUAGAGAACUUUAUUCAGAAGGUGAGAAGCUGGGAAUGUUUGUCAGAGCUUGGAGGAGACAAGCUUCUCGUGUGUUGAUUUGAAUUGCCUGGUUUGACUUUGGAAGAAUUGCCUUCUUGGGGGUAGAUCUGCUUCUGGACUGUUCCCUUAGUCCUGUGAGAGAGGCAGCUAUGAAGGCUGCAGGAGAAAUAGAACAGCAGUUGCUUAGUGAACCUGAGGGACUGUGGCCUCAGCCUGCUUUUUUUUCUCUCUAAAGCAAGAAAAAAGGAUAUUUACCAACUUCCAUCGCCAGCUCUUCUGCUGGAUUGACAGGUGGAUUGACCUCACGAUGGAGGACAUCCGGCGGAUGGAGGAUGAAACGCAGAGAGAGCUGGAAGCGGUAAGAGUGCUCUUGCAGAGGUUUCUGACUUGGCACAGCUGCCAUGUUCUGCUGCAUUCAGGCCUUCUGGGAAAUGCAGGACUGCACUUUGUUGGAGCAUUACUGUGGUGGGAGAGACUGCUCAGCCCUCUGGAGGCUCACUCUUGAAGCAAAAAAGACAAGAGUGGCAAACAGAGCUGCUCACUUGAGCCAGCCCCCCUUUUUAAAAGGGCAAACCACAGAUUGAUGGGCUAGCUGCCUCUUUGACCAGGACAUCCUGGCCAGUCUGCAGGGCUUUCCUUUCCCCUGUAUGAAGUUUGGCUAUUAAAACUUGCCUUGGCUUUUUGCUGGAUAUGUGUGCUUGUUCUGUACGCUUCUGAAUUACUGCUAAUGCUACUAACACUACAAGGGACAUCUCCCCAUAGAGCAGAGUGGCUGAGAAACCUGAGGAAAGAGUCAGAGCAGGAAGGAAGAUCCCCAAGAGAGCCCCCUGGUGUCUGCCACAUUCUUCUUCUGCUGCUCAUUUAUUCAAUCCUCCAGCGAACAAGGAUUUUACAGUACAUGUACAUGAUGGAGACUGUCCUGUGUUUCCUUUCUGUCCUUCCCUGUCAUGUUGUUGCUGCCUGUCUCCUCUUGCGUGUUGCUUUGUGGGGCUCCCUCCAUGGAGGUAAAUGCAGGUUGCUCUUGGGCUCUGCACUGGGACCUCCAGCAGCCCAUCCAGCCCUUGCUGCGGUGCUCCUUGAAGCUGCUGCCCUCUUCACAAGCAUCUCUGUGUCUCUGGGCAGCCCAGUUGCACAGAUGCUUCCUCAUGUGAUCAGAGGCACGGGGGUGCUGAGGGGUGCCAAGACUGCCUAGCCUGGAGGGAGGGGGAAUGGGCUUUACGGACCUCUUGCCCCCUCAGGACCCGGUUUCUUGCCUUGAGCUCUUUUGGCCUUUCUCCUUCCUUGAAGGUCUCUGGCUGCCUUGGCUCAUCUCUUCUUCAGCCAGCUUUUCUGUUUCUUCUUGACAUCUUGUGUGUGCUCCUUCUCUGAUUCAUCUCACCUCCUGCAUCCCACCUUCUUUCUGUCCGUUGUGACUAACAUCUUGCAUCUGGUGGUUGUUUGCCCUUCAUAGGAGGCCCCAGCAGGGGAGAGAUGUUGCAGGACAGGUGUUUUCAACGGUUUUAGACGCAGGGACCACUUUUAACCCUAACAUACAUUUGGGGAUCCAUUUCUUAACCUUUUAAUAUAUAUUUGCUUGGUGGUAGUUCCUCCUCUUCUUUUUCCAUUUCUCCUCCCCUGGGCAACUCGGAGUUUGCCGUUUGCUUGAACUGUGUGCUGUUGGUUGCAAAUGGAGCGCUCUUCCUUCCUCUCACUUGCUUCAGGGCACAAGGCUAUUUUAUACUGGCUACCAGAGGCUUUUCUCUGACCAGUGUAAUCCUUUCCAACUAAAUCCUCCUCUGUUAACUGCCUAGUGGCUGACAGUUUUAUUUUGCAUCUAGAUGCGUAAGAAGGGUUCCGUCCGAGGUACGUUGGCUGCCGAUGUCUAG
Podarcis lilfordi (Lilford's wall lizard) is the source of this 15001-nucleotide messenger RNA. Lineage: Eukaryota; Metazoa; Chordata; Lepidosauria; Squamata; Lacertidae. The record is from the annotation of a GenBank genome assembly.